UUAAGGGAAGGGGCGGGGAGGCGGGCAGUGAGACAGCGAGUGAGCGUUCGAGGGUCAAGCGGUUGAAGAAACUGAAGUGCGUCAGUGACAACGGCCGCAGCCUCCAGGAGAGAGAGAGAGAGAGAGAGAAAAGGCCUACGUCGUUAAUGUGUGCGGAGACUCGGGAAGUGAUGGUUCCUCAGGCGGCCUUUCACUCCCAGUCCAGGGCCUUUGCGCCGCCGCGCUGCUCGAGUUUCCAACAGCCGAACUUUAUGAGCCCGAGAACGGCGGGCGCCUUCACCAGAAGACGGGGUUUCCAAUAAAGACCCAGACACCUUUAUCAUCUGAUCGUCUGAGCCGACGGGAUCCCAGGUCAUCGCAAGUGUCUGAAACCCUAGAGCCCUGCGUUGAAGACUACGUGUGAAGUGAGCUGUGUCUUGCAACAUGAAGCUGCUGGAAAACUGCAGUUUUGAGGCUAUGAACUCUCAGCUGACCAUAGAGACUGGCGACUCACGUAUCCAAGGCCGGAUCGAGAGCUACUCCUGUAAAAUGGCGGGGGACGACAAGCAGAUGUUUAAGCAGUUCUGUCAGGAGGGGCAGCCCCAUGUGCUCGAAGCCCUUUCCCCUCCGCAGACCACUGGACUCAGCCCAAACAAGUUCAGUAAGAGUCAGAGUGGUGAUGAGGGUGAGGGACCACUCUGUGACAAGUGCAGCCGUAAGACACUCUUCUACCUGAUCGCAACGCUCAAUGCGUCCUUCCGUCCUGACUAUGACUUCAGCACAGCCAAAAGCCAUGAGUUCAGCAAGGAGCCCAGUCUUACCUGGGUGGUGAAUGCAGUGAACAGCAGCUUGUUCUCUGCCAUUGGGGAGGAGUUUAACACUCUGAAACCCCAGUUGUGGAACGCUGUGGAUGAGCAGAUCUGCCUCUCGGAGUGUGACAUCUACAGCUACAACCCUGACCUGGACUCAGACCCGUACGGUGAGGAGGGCAGCCUCUGGUCUUUCAACUACUUCUUUUACAACAAGAAGCUGAAGAGAAUAGUCUUCUUCACGUGCCGCUCAGUCAGCGGCUACCUGUACAGUCAGGACACCGAGGUCAGUAACAACUUUGAUAUGGACCUGGAGGAUGAAGACCUGCUCAGUCUGGAUGAGGAAGAGGAGGAGGAAGCGGAAGCCAUUGAAGAGGGCAGAUACCAGGCAGUGUGCGUCUGAAGAGGGGUUGAAGAGGGGCAGACCUCGCUUGCUCCCUCGCUCGCUUUCCCUGGCAUUUCCACUCCUUCAACCUUUCGGCGCGAGCAAUUCCGUGAAGGUGAACAACCAGCACUUUUUUUUCCCCACAUUCUUAAUCUCAGGCGUUGCAAAAAGAUACUUCUUCCCACCGCCCCCCCUCCCACCCUGACAGGCUUCAGAGGAGAGCUGUUGCUAAACUCUUGCUUGAGAGGUCACCUUGUGAACCGCAUGAAGAUUUUGAGGUCAGCCGGAGCAGGUGGGUUGGAACUGGCUCCCUCCAGCUCUUACCUCUGUGAGAGGAGCGGCUGCUGUUGGCGCAUGGCUUUGAUGACCUCCCUUGCUGACUGUGCUCUUACCCAGUCCCCUGAGUUUGUUGCACUGACUUGUCCACGUGACGUGGUGGAUCCGGCACAGACAUUGAGUGGAAGAGAGAGGACCAGGCUAUCUCCAAGGAUCCUCGAUG
Messenger RNA from Callorhinchus milii (elephant shark), 1672 nucleotides. It is a transcript of the gene maf1, whose product is annotated as MAF1 homolog, negative regulator of RNA polymerase III. The coding region runs from base 424 to 1191 and encodes 255 amino acids. Gene Ontology annotation, cellular component: nucleus. The transcript is spliced from 8 exons. The record is from RefSeq and is a predicted model, not a curated record. Lineage: Eukaryota; Metazoa; Chordata; Chondrichthyes; Chimaeriformes; Callorhinchidae. Gene Ontology annotation, biological process: negative regulation of transcription by RNA polymerase III. Gene Ontology annotation, molecular function: RNA polymerase III core binding.